Molecule: messenger RNA, 1136 nt
Organism: Olea europaea var. sylvestris
Lineage: Eukaryota; Viridiplantae; Streptophyta; Magnoliopsida; Lamiales; Oleaceae
Product: probable choline kinase 2
Exons: 8
Coding region: 166-1032 (288 amino acids)
Biological process (GO): phosphatidylethanolamine biosynthetic process; phosphatidylcholine biosynthetic process
Cellular component (GO): cytoplasm
Molecular function (GO): choline kinase activity; ethanolamine kinase activity
Source: RefSeq, a predicted model, not a curated record
GCAGAUUCUUGGUGUAUAUGAUUGUAAAAAAAAUUAUAUUGCCAUUUGCUAAGAUUUCUUCAACCCUUCCAUUUGCCAUUUGCUAAUUUCAUUUGGCAUUUCCCGUCAAAAAUCCCCAACAACUUUCAAUUUCUAUCUCAAAGUGAAAAUUGUUUUGUUUAUUUGAUGGCGUUGAAGACGAAUGGAUUUGUGGAAGGUAGUCUACCGGAGGAAUUGAUGAAGCUGCUAUUAAAUUUGGCUUCAGAAUGGGGAGAUGUGAUUGAUUUAAGUAAUUUGAAGGUGAUUCAUUUGAGUGGUGCCAUGACUAACAAGAUUUAUCAAAUAAGCUGGCCUACAAAAAUGGAAAAUUUCCCAAGAAUAGUUUUAGUUCGAAUUUAUGGCGAAGGGGUCGAGCUUUUCUUCGACCGGGAUGAGGAAAUUCGCACUUUUAAAUUUAUUUCGACUCAUGGUCAUGGACCUAAGCUUCUUGGUCAGUUCAAGGAGGGGCGAGUCGAGGAGUUCAUUCAUGCCAGGACUCUAUCAGCUGCUGACCUUCGCGACCCUGAAAUUUCUGCUCUGAUAGCAGCUAAAAUGAGGGAAUUUCAUUAUCUUGAUAUGCCGGGAUCGAAGAAUGUGGUCUUGUGGAACAGAAUGAGAAAUUGGCUUAGCGAGGCCAAAAGUUUGUGCUCCCCGGAACAUGUGAAGGAAUUUCGCUUGGAUAACUUAGAAGCGGAGAUCAACUUAUUGGAAAAGGCACUAUCAGGACACGACCAAAAAAUUGGUUUUUGCCACAAUGAUCUGCAGUACGGUAACAUAAUGAUCGAUAACAAGGCAAAAUCCAUCACUCUGAUAGAUUAUGAGUAUGCAAGUUACAAUCCUAUUGCCUACGAUCUUGCAAAUCAUUUCUGUGAGAUGGCAGCGAAUUAUCACACUGAGACGCCUCAUAUCUUGGAUUAUAGCAAAUAUCCCGAUCUAGAGGAGCGCCAAAGAUUUGUACGUGAAUACCUCGGAUCGUCAGGGACAGAACUUGCUGCCACAGGGACCAGAUCUUAAGAAUUAUCAACCCAGUGACGCUGAAGUAAAGCAGCUUGUAGACGAUACAGAGAAGUUCGCUCUUGCAAACCAUAUCUUCUGGGGAUUGUGGGGAUUAAUCUCGG